This is a messenger RNA of Colossoma macropomum (tambaqui), 3693 nucleotides long. It is a transcript of the gene supt5h, whose product is annotated as SPT5 homolog, DSIF elongation factor subunit. The record is from RefSeq and is a predicted model, not a curated record. Gene Ontology annotation, biological process: regulation of transcription by RNA polymerase II; transcription elongation-coupled chromatin remodeling; transcription elongation by RNA polymerase II. The transcript is spliced from 31 exons. Gene Ontology annotation, cellular component: DSIF complex. Gene Ontology annotation, molecular function: protein binding; mRNA binding. NCBI's taxonomy places the organism in Eukaryota, Metazoa, Chordata, Actinopteri, Characiformes, Serrasalmidae. The coding region runs from base 179 to 3436 and encodes 1085 amino acids.
UCAGCUUCAGCUCUGCGGUGCGGACCGGAAAAGUGAUCAGAAAACGGAGCCCCGCUUCUUAAACCUGACCGGAGAAAAGCCAAAUAAGAAUUCACUGCUUGAAAACGGAUUUGGCUGGGCGUAUUGACAACCUUUGUUUGCCUUCAAAGGCUUUUCUAUAAAACGGUGAAGUGGAGAGAUGUCUGACAGUGAAGACAGCGACUUUUCAGACAACCAGAGUGAGCGGAGCAGUGAGGCUGAGGAAGCCGAGGAGAAUGAGGAGGAAGAAGGGCAAGGAAGUGUAGCUGGCAGUGAUAAAGCAGAAGAAGAAGAAGGAGAAGACUUGGAGGAGGAUGAGGAGGAGUAUGAUGAAGAGGAAGAAGAGGAUGACGACCGUCCUAGAAAGAAACCUCGACAUGGAGGCUUCAUCUUGGAUGAAGCUGAUGUGGAUGAUGAAUAUGAAGAUGAGGAUCAGUGGGAGGAAGGAGCAGAGGAUAUUUUGGAAAAAGUUAACGAGGAGGCUGAAGUUUCCAACAUUGAUCAUGUAGCUUUGGAUGAGGAUCACUCUGGCUCCCGUAGACUGCAGAAUCUGUGGAGAGAUUCCAGAGAGGAAGCCCUGGGAGAGUACUACAUGAGGAAAUAUGCCAAGUCCUCAGGGGGAGAACAUUUCUAUGGUGGAUCAGAGGAUCUCUCUGAUGACAUUACUCAGCAGCAGUUGCUCCCUGGUGUCAAGGAUCCAAACUUGUGGACUGUCAAAUGUAAGAUUGGUGAGGAGAGGGCAACUGCCAUUUCACUGAUGAGGAAAUUUAUUGCUUAUCAGUGCACGGAUACGCCACUUCAAAUCAAAUCAGUGGUGGCUCCUGAACAUGUGAAGGGUUAUAUCUACAUUGAAGCAUAUAAACAGACUCAUGUCAAGUCUGCUAUUGAAGGAGUUGGCAACCUGCGAAUGGGCUACUGGAACCAGCAAAUGGUGCCUAUUAAGGAGAUGACUGAUGUCCUCAAAGUGGUCAAAGAAGUGACUAAUCUUAAACCAAAAUCCUGGGUCCGCCUUAAGAGAGGCCUGUACAAAGAUGAUAUUGCCCAGGUUGAUUAUGUUGAACCAAGCCAAAAUACGAUAUCACUGAAAAUGAUUCCACGAAUUGAUCUGGACCGAAUCAAAGCGAGGAUGAGCAUGAAAGACUGGUUUGCUAAGAGAAAGAAGUUCAAGAGACCUCCUCAGAGACUGUUUGAUGCUGAGAAGAUCAGGUCUCUUGGCGGGGAAGUUAGCCACGAUGGCGAUUUCAUGAUAUUUGAAGGCAACCGCUACAGCCGCAAAGGCUUCUUGUUCAAAAGCUUUGCCAUGUCUGCUGUGAUCACAGAUGGGGUUAAACCAACUCUCUCAGAGCUAGAGAAGUUUGAAGAUCAACCUGAAGGCAUUGAUCUAGAAGUGGUCACUGAAACAACAGGUAAGGAGCGAGAGCACAACCUCCAAGCAGGAGACAAUGUGGAAGUGUGCGAAGGCGAGUUAAUCAAUCUUCAAGGGAAAAUUCUGAGCGUGGAUGGUAACAAGAUUACGAUCAUGCCCAAACAUGAGGACCUAAAGGAUCCACUGGAGUUUCCAGCACAUGAAUUGAGGAAAUACUUCCGUAUGGGUGACCAUGUGAAAGUUAUUGCUGGUCGUUAUGAGGGUGACACAGGCCUUAUCGUGCGUGUGGAAGAGAACUUUGUCAUUCUCUUCUCUGACCUCACCAUGCAUGAGCUGAAAGUCUUGCCUAGGGACUUGCAGUUGUGCUCAGAGACAGCUUCUGGGGUGGAUGCAGGAGGCCAACAUGAGUGGGGGGAACUGGUUCAGUUGGACCCCCAGACUGUGGGUGUCAUUGUCCGGCUAGAGAGAGAGACCUUCCAGGUGCUCAAUAUGCAUGGCAAAGUGUUAACUGUGCGACAUCAGGCAGUGAAUAGACGGAAGGACAACCGCUUCGCUGUUGCUCUGGACUCAGAGCAGAACAACAUUCAUGUAAAGGACAUUGUUAAAGUCAUAGAUGGACCACAUUCGGGCCGUGAGGGGGAGAUUCGUCACCUCUUUAGGGGGUUUGCCUUCCUUCAUUGUAAAAAGCUGGUUGAAAAUGGGGGCAUGUUUGUUUGCAAGACUCGCCAUCUUGUGCUGGCUGGUGGUUCAAAGCCUAGAGAUGUGACCAAUUUCACUAUUGGUGGGUUUGCUCCCAUGAGCCCAAGAAUUAGCAGUCCAAUGCACCCAGGAGGAGGGGGUCAGAUGCAGAGAGGAGGUGGUGGAGGUGGCAUGGGGCGUGGCCGUGGUAGACGAGACAACGACCUGAUUGGACAGACAGUGCGCAUAUCCCAAGGACCAUACAAGGGGUAUAUUGGGGUUGUGAAAGAUGCUACAGAAUCAACAGCAAGAGUAGAGCUCCACUCAACCUGCCAAACCAUUUCUGUGGAUCGCCAGCGUCUCACCAGUGUUGGUGCAAAGAGAUCUGGAGGAAUGACUUCCACUCAUGGACGGACUCCAAUGUAUGGCUCGCAGACACCCAUGUAUGGGUCUGGUUCCCGUACCCCUAUGUAUGGCAGCCAGACGCCCCUCCACGAUGGAAGCCGUACCCCUCAUUAUGGCUCUCAGACUCCACUGCACGAUGGAAGCAGGACACCUGGGCAGAGCGGAGCUUGGGACCCCAACAAUCCCAAUACACCGUCACGGCCGGAUGACGAUUAUGAGUUUGGGUAUGAUGAUGAACCAUCACCGUCCCCUCAAGGCUAUGGGGGUACCCCUAAUCCUCAAACUCCUGGGUACCCAGAAGUGCCCUCCCCACAGGUCAACCCACAGUACAACCCACAGACCCCUGGAACCCCUGCAAUGUACAAUACAGAUCAGUACUCUCCAUAUGCAGCACCCUCUCCACAGGGCUCCUACCAGCCCAGUCCCAGCCCUCAGAGUUAUCAUCAGGUGGCCCCCAGCCCUGUGGGCUACCAGAAUACCCACUCACCUGCCAGCUACCACCCCACCCCCUCACCAAUGGCAUACCAGGCCAGUCCGAGCCCCAGCCCAGUAGGUUACAGCCCCAUGACUCCUGGGGCCCCGUCUCCAGGGGGCUAUAAUCCCCAUACCCCCGGCUCCAACAUUGACCAGACAUCUAGUGACUGGGUUACCACAGACAUCCUGGUGCGUGUGAAGGACACUUUCCUGGAUGGAGGUGUUAUUAAUCAGACAGGCGUCAUCCGCAGUGUGACUGGAGGAAUGUGCUCAGUGUUUCUGCAGGAAACUGAGAAGGUGGUUAGCAUCUCUAGUGAACACCUCGAGCCUGUGACACCAACUAAAAACAAUAAGGUGAAGGUGAUUUUGGGAGAGGACAGGGAGGCCACAGGUGUCCUGCUCAGUAUAGAUGGAGAAGAUGGAAUUGUCCGAAUGGAACUGGACGAGCAGCUCAAAAUCCUCAAUCUCCGCUUCCUUGGAAAACUGGAAGUGUGAGCAGAUGCACUCUUCACACAACAAAGCAGCAUUCUUGUCAACAAGCUUUUUGUUUUUGUUUUUUUUUAUUUGUUUGGUUUCUGUUUCCCAUUAUAGAUUUAAAUCACAAAAUAAUGAAUGUGGUUUGCAUUUUACAAUGUUAUGUUUGUUUGUUUUUUUUUAAUUAGUCAGUGUUUUAGUGGAUAUAGCUCAUCUUUGGUGUAGAGACUUGCUUUUGGGCAAACUGAUUCCAUGUCAAUAAAAUGUGAAACUUGUAA